UUGCCUUCAUUGUCGUCACUGCUGCUGUGCAGUUUCUUGUUGUCAAUUCCACUCGUGCUACUAAUCCUCGUUCAACGUGUGUCCCGCCACCGAGCCGGUACACCCUUUUCCCUCCCGAGUCCAGAAGGAGCUCAAGCUUCCUUCUUGCUUUUGCCGCCCUCGUUUCAUCCUUUUUUCUUAAUCUGUGGGUCGUUUUCCGCCAAAGAAAGCCAUGCUCGCUCGCGGGUCUCCCUGGCGGCUCGUGCUGCCAGGCCGGUCAGCGAAGAGAGCGCCUGAAACGCCUCCUAUCACGCGAUGUCGCCCCGGUCUUGUAUGCGAAAGGAGGAAAGCAGAAUGUCUAAGGAGGACGGUUUCUUCUGCGGAAGAAGGAAUGACGAAAUUCAGCGAGAAGGGGGCAAGCCAGACCCGCAUGCACCAGGGGAACUGCGACGCAAAUCACGAUUCUUGCGCCGAUCCCCGCAGCGCAGCGGAAGGCUCUCUGUGUUUUUUUCGGAGCUUCGCGCCUUCAUCAGGUCCCCUAUCGCCGUUCAAGUAUCUAUUCCGUCGUCCUAGGUCUGUGAACGCCCUCAGCUCCUCUGCGUUGACAUCUCCGUCUCAUCUCUGCUUCUCUUCCUGCUUCUCUUCCUGUGCUGCCUCUACUUGCCGCUCCUCCCCCUUCUCUCUCCUCCGCUCAUCUCGAUUGCUGCGCCAGAGUGUGUCAGAGCAUUCUGUUCCUUCGCUGCUGUCACUUUCCAAGCCUGAGUCUCUUCGUUCUUCCGUCGUUUCCUCCCGUGAGUCGUCGUCACGUCUCGGCGACGAGUAUCCAUCUGCUGCCUCAUACCCCCAUGUUCGUCGGCAGACUUCCUGCCUGCUCAACAGCCAGAACUCUGUGUACGAUCUCGAAUCUUGGAGAAGGAGUAGUGGAACUGCUUCGGACCUGCUACGCACCGUUCCCAAGGGUCCUUUGCCGAGGCACAAUGGGGGCACUUCGUUCUCCUCCGCCUCCUUGCUGCACUCCAUCAUCUCUCCUUCUCCCUCUUUCGGCUGCGUCUUCCUUAGGCGCCUGCAGAUCUACCCCCAACGUCGUGUCAUCGGCCACCGCAUUGAGAUUUUUCGGGGAAAACAUCGGCGUCGGCGAAUGGUCCCGCCGCGGAUUCCCCUGCACCCGCUGGCGGCGAACACGUCGGAGGAGACGGCCUCGAAAGACAUGAAUUUGUUUGAGACGUACCGCGACCUGCAGCUCCGGUGGAAGAAGACUUGUCGGCAGCGCAAGAAGAAAUUCAACAUCGCGCGCAAGUGGCGCAUGCCUCGAAACAUUCGACCGCUUCCAGACCCGAGCUGGACGCUCGUGUUCCACGUCAACCCCCGCAGUGGGUACCGGCGAGGACGAGGCGUGUGUAGAGACAGGAGGCGAGAGAAGCUGCAGGGCGACGCCUUGGAAGUCUCGGCAGAAGACGAGGAGAACCGUUUAGCCGGGAAGGCGCCGUCGAAUAGAGAUCAGGAGGAUAGGCAACGAGGACGUGGAGCUCAGGAAACUUAUUUCCGCUCGGAUGCAGCACUGGACGCUGCCAUCGAGGAAGAAAACAUCCUCCAGAUCCUUGCGCGACAUCCUGAGAAAGGUCGAGUCGAAGGCAGCGGACGCCCGCGAGGCGCCGACGGCUGGGGCAGAGACGGACCCCUGCCGCAGUGGAUGCAAAUUCUUCAGCGAACGCCACAGGAAGAGCUAUUCUGCGUCAUGAAGAGCAAUGUCUCUACCCAACACAAGGUCACUGCUGGUGAUUUGAUUCAAGCCGAGAAACUACACCGCAAGCAAGCAGGAGACAAGGUUGUCUUUGGCACGGUGAUGCUUGUUGGGUCUCGUGAUUGGACGAUUAUCGGCAAGCCUACGGUGCCGUUUGCGAAAGUCGAAGCGACUGUGGAGGAACAAACUCUCGCCGGGGAAACACUCAGCUUCUUCUAUAGGAAGUCUCGACGCGUUUCGCGAUUCCGACGGAUUCGGCACUGUGUGACCAUGCUGCGUAUUGACCGCAUCGUCGUCGACCCAAAUAUGACCGUGGACCCUCCCGCGCCGAAGCCUGACCGAUUGCUCGACUUGUGGGCGAAUCGUUGGCUGUACCCUGACGAGCUCGAUGGCAUCAAGCGAAACGAGAGUGGAGAACCAGUUGUUUCUGAAAUAUAUGACGGCCGGGAGCACCAAAAAGGUUCUUAUCAAAGGCGAGGUCUCACAGCUUCCUAUCGGUGGUAUCCGGAUCCUCAGUCGGCACACUGGAGACCAUGAGGAUAGAGUGCGGCUCGCCUGGCUUGUGCAAGCCAGUUAUUAAACUGUACGCAGUUGUUCUGUGAGUUUCGUUCAUUAACAGAAUGGGUCAUCUCCUUUUAGUAGUUGAUUCGGUCAGAUGAGUAGGUUCACGUUGUCCACCGCGGUUUGAGAGUGUCUGUGUUCAUGUAUCUGCCAACAUAGUCCAGGCAUCGUGAACCGGGAAGGAACACGUUUUCAAAUCUUUAUCUUACUCAACUUCACGUUAUGGCGUUCUUGAAUAGAUUCUGAGCUGGUGCUUAUGGUGGCACCAUAACGGUGAGAGUAACACGGUUUCUCCCAAUGGAAGUUUCCAGUUAUCGAUGUCAGGCCCCUUAAAGGAGCGAAUUUUCCAAGACCGGAACUGGGCCGUGAGCUCUGGUUUUAAUUCCACAAGAGC
Toxoplasma gondii ME49 is the source of this 2675-nucleotide messenger RNA. RefSeq names its product 50S ribosomal protein L21, putative. Gene Ontology annotation, cellular component: ribosome; mitochondrial large ribosomal subunit. NCBI's taxonomy places the organism in Eukaryota, Apicomplexa, Conoidasida, Eucoccidiorida, Sarcocystidae. The transcript is spliced from 11 exons. Gene Ontology annotation, molecular function: structural constituent of ribosome. Bases 212 to 2257 code for a protein of 681 amino acids. The record is from RefSeq and is a predicted model, not a curated record.